AUGGAUGGAAGUAUUCUUCGGGUGGCAGAAGCUCUGAAGUCCAAAGUUUCUAGUGAACUUUACUGUGUUGUCACGUCGUCAAUUGGCUCUUUCCAAGCCAAUCUCGACAAUACUGAUAUGCGACUAACAGUGUCAGUCGACUGGGCCAGGCACCGGACGGUUCUACAGUGUCCGCAAGUCUUUACCACCACAAUACCUAGCGGACAAUACUUCAAUAAUACCUACCCGUACGGCAGCUUCACUUCGUACAGUCUGACCGUACAGGAUCGAUUGAGCCAGAGCAUGUCUCUUCGAAUGUGUCAAAUUGCCCAGUCACUUGCCAUUAAGCCAACUCUCUACGCUGGGACUGCAAUGGAGACAGACCCGUCAAUGAAGUCCGCCGUCAUCAUUCGUGACACUGCUCCACAGGUCGUUCAGCCGAAACUACUUGCUCAUCUCUGGACAUUUACUGACACGUGGGGAGGUAUGAUUGCCAAUGCUUCUAUGGUCGAUACAGCAACUCAUGAUCUUGGUGAUCUGGAGCACAUACUCCGAGUCUUUGGCUACUAA
Exophiala spinifera is the source of this 549-nucleotide messenger RNA. RefSeq lists its product as uncharacterized. NCBI's taxonomy places the organism in Eukaryota, Fungi, Ascomycota, Eurotiomycetes, Chaetothyriales, Herpotrichiellaceae. The record is from RefSeq and is a predicted model, not a curated record. The transcript is spliced from 2 exons. Bases 1 to 549 code for a protein of 182 amino acids.